Messenger RNA from Pogona vitticeps (central bearded dragon), 2145 nucleotides. It is a transcript of the gene LRRC46, whose product is annotated as leucine rich repeat containing 46. Lineage: Eukaryota; Metazoa; Chordata; Lepidosauria; Squamata; Agamidae. The record is from RefSeq and is a predicted model, not a curated record. Gene Ontology annotation, molecular function: protein binding.
CGCUGUUGCUAGGCAACAAAACACUCGCCAAACCAAGUUGUGAACGGGGACGCCAUGCAAAACUUCCGCUUCAAACCUUGCUGAGAAAUUUGCAGCAACUUUCGUUUAGCUCCACAGACUUUCUAACAGUUGCUAGGUAGCCCCCAGGCUGUUGCUAAGGGGGGGGGACUUUUGUCAGGGGACUUUUACUAGGAUGGCAGUUGCAAGACUAUAGUUCUCACGAGACUCUCCCAGGCAACCCCCAAAUCACAUAGGCCUCUUGUUUGAUUUUGUGGGACUGCCUUGUUUUUAACUGGGAACUACAUCCAAGCUAGUGACCUUCUUCAUCCAUGAUGACAGGAGAGAAUUCACAGAGGUCCCCCAAAGGAGGAGUGAACUUGACCAAAUCCCUCAUUGCCCAGAGGAACUUGACCAUACCAAGGGACAGAGAGACACCUGAUAAUAUAUCCCAAGCCUUGACUUCUCUUCAAGUCCUGCGGCUUGACAGGGAGAACAUAAACCAUAUCACAAACUUGCAAGGUUUAGAACAGAUCCACAGUAUCUACCUACAGCAGAACCAAAUACAGAAAAUUGAAAACUUAAGCAGCUUCCCUAACUUAAAAUUCUUAUCCUUAGCCGGGAAUUGCAUCAGCAAAGUGGAGAACCUCCAGUGCCUCACAAAGCUGCAGUUUCUGGAUCUUUCACAGAACUGCAUUGAGACUUUGGAUACAGAUGAACUGCCUCGGAACCUUGUUGUCCUUGACCUGACAGGAAAUAAAUGCACGAAGCAGAAAGGUUACAGGGAGAGUGUGUUGGCAGCCUUGCCCCAUCUGAAGCGACUAGAUGCCAAGGAUAUCCCCAACCAGGAGGUCCCUCUCCAAAAGAAGGAAGAGGAGGAGGAGGACAGUUCAGAAGACAGCGAUUAUGAGGACUGGCCUGAGUUUUCUUCUCCUCUGAGCGCAGAAAAAGACUUUUUUGUGGGCCUUCAUAGUGAAUUCACCAGCCGCUCAGCCUAUAGGCAAGAAGAGGCAAUCAAGGAACAUGAGGCCCGUCUGGAGGAACUGAAGGAACAACAGAAGCUGACACAGUUGGUGUUUAACACAAGCCAAAGCAGUCCCAAUGUGCACAGUGGAUCAGAACCAGCAACUCCUACUUUAGAAGAUAACACGCUCCAAACUGAGCGACACACUGCUUCUAACCCACUCUUAAAAGUGACACAUCCAGCAUUUCUGAUAGGACCGAACACUCCAAAGGGGAAGGCUGAGGGCACAAGCUCAGCCCAGGUGAAGAACUCAAAAGGAAAGGGGCCUAGUUCAACCAAAAUUGCAACCAGUAAAGUGAAAAAAUGAUAUUCAUUAUGCAAAAAAUAUCCUUUGUGUAAGCUUUUUACUCUAUCAAAAAAGAUUCAAAGCACUGAAUUUAACAGACAUGCUGUCGUCCAUCUUUUUCUUUUUAAGUAGAAGGAAAUGUAGUGGCAUGUAGUUAGCAAGCUUGCCAGUAGAAGUCAGAAACGCAUAAGACUUGGCUGUAAUUUGCAAAAGCCCUACUUCCAAGAAAAAGAAGGAGAUUGUGAGGCCAAUUGCAGGCUUGCUCUUUCCAGAUGGGUUUGCCUUUUCUACUGUAACACAGUUAUCCAUGCCUGCCAAUAUUCUGCACUGCAAAUAUUUCCUGGAUGAAAACUGAUUUCUGCUAACAGCCAGCUCAUAUAGAGCAUGGAAAAUGUACUAUGAGGCUGCACUCUGAAGGGUUUUUUAGGCAGCUCUAAAGCUACUCCAGAAACGUGAACUGGUGGCUUGCAUAUGCCCUUGAGUGCAAACUAUAUAAACUCCAGGUUUCCCCCAAAUAGCAAGUUGCACAUGGAAUGGAACCUUAUACUUCUAUUUAGAUGGUAGCUCCACUUCAAGGCAUUUCACUAGCAGAGGGCAGCAGCAAAAUGGGCAUGAAUUCAAAUGCCAGGAUCUCAGUGCCAAGUUUAGAAGACUAUAAGAUGUUCUCUUUCAUCUUCCCAAGUUCUCAGACCUAGGAAAGGGAAUACGUACACCUUGUAUGUAUUGCGCCACAUUGGGUUCGGAUAUACAGUAUAAUGGCAAUACAGUAUAUCUGUAGCCUUUCUGCUGAAGUCUUAAGUUGUUGUUUUUAUUUGGAACUUUUUGGGCAUGUUACAUA